CAUGGUCCCAUUUGCCCAUUUUACGUCUCGCUGAUCGGCAUGGGAGCGCUUGCUGCGUCUGUGAUGUCAUCGGUUGACUCUGCCCUUCUGUCUGUCGCCUCCCAACUGGGCCGAAAUAUCUUCAAGAAUGUCAUCUACAAAGGGGUCACGUUGUCUACAACCCAACAAAUCAAACAUGACACUCUAAAACCUCCUAUCUCAUUCCCCUCUGACAGGAUUAAAAAGUUGUCCCAUGACUGAACCCCACAUUAAAGAAAAUGCAGUCACCAACACCAUCAACCACAAUAUGCCCUCUUGGCUCUUUCCAGAUGUGUCACGUCUUAUCUACUAAUAGAAGCAUUUUAAACGACUUUUAACCCUUGUGCAACGUCUCGGCUAAAUGCACCAACUCAGGAAGUGUCGUUGACCACAGACGGACGGACAGAAUCAGAGUCCUUCGUUCCCGACGUCCUUAUUUGAGCGCUGUGCAAAAUAGUCUUGGAGACUGUUGGAAAAACUGCAACGUUUCACAUGAAUCAGUAUGUUGAAAAGGAAAAGAAGGUCCCGGCAGCAGUUCGGGGGGAGGAUCCGGCGCGGGAAAAAAGUGGUGCACAGGAACAGCCCGCCACACCUCUCCACGGCAGAGCGGAAGGUGAAGCGCCGGAAGCGGGAGAUAAACCACAGUCCCAGCGGCCCCCCUUGAAAGCGAUCCCCCUCCGGGUGGUUCAGAUGCCGGUCAAACCCGCUCCCGCCUCGCGGGAAGCAGGCAGCGCGGGGACCAAAGACGGCCAGAAGCCUCACACCCAGCGGGUCACCUUGCACCAGUGGGUGUCGCAGAUUGCGACGAACUCGCUCUCGCUCCCGCCGCUGCCGCCGCUGCCCCCGGCCAGGUUUGGAGGCGGAGACGACGCCAAGCCGAGCAUCCGGCGGAAAAAGCAGAUCCGACCCCCGGCGGACCGGUUCACCUGCGGCGUGUGCGACAAGAGCUUCCCGUACCAGUCCAAGCUGAUGGACCACGAGCGCAUCCACACGGGGGAGAAGCCUUUCGCGUGCCCGGCGUGCAGCAAGAGCUUUCGAACGCAGGCGUUCCUCAACAACCACCUGAAGACCCACAGCACGGCGCGGCCGUACGCCGACCGGCGUUGCGGCAAGUGCGGCAAGUGCUUCAACAAGCUCCAGAGCCUGACUAAGCACAUGCUGGCCCACAGCGGCCAGAAGCCCUUCUACUGCAACAUCUGCAACAAGGGCUUCACGCAGUCCACCUACUUCAAGCGGCACAUGGAGUGCCACACGAGCCAGAUGACGUUCCCCUGCAAGCACUGCACCAAGAGCUUCCCGACGGCGUUCAAGCUGACCAACCACGAGCGCUGGCACACCCGGGACCGGCCGCACAUGUGCGAGCGCUGCGGGAAGAGAUUCCUGGUGCCGAGCCUGCUGAAGAGGCACAUGGGCUACCACAUCGGGGACCGCCAGUACCUCUGCUCGCAGUGCGGCAAGACCUUCGUCUACCUCUCGGACCUGAAGAGGCACCAGCAGGACCACGUGCCCAAGGCGAAGAUCCCGUGCCCCGUGUGCCAGAAGAAGUUCUCCAGCAAGUACUGCCUGAGGGUCCACUUGAGGAUCCACACGCGGGAGAGGCCCUACCGGUGCUCCAUCUGCGAGAAGACCUUCACCCAGGUCGGAAAUCUGAAGGUGCACAUCCGGCUGCACACCAACGAGCGCCCGUUCAGCUGCGACGUGUGCGGGAAGACCUACAAGCUGGCGUCCCACCUGAACGUCCACAAAAGGACUCAUACGUGCAAAAAGCCCUGGACGUGCGAAACGUGCGGAAAGGGCUUCUCCGUCCCCGGCCUCCUGAAGAAGCACGAGCAGUUGCACCUGCGGGACGCGAACCCGGACUUCGCCGGCAAGCGGAGGCACCGGGGGAAGCACAAGAAGCACUCGCUCAAGAGGAAGUACGACGAGGAGGACGAAGGCAGCGACGACUAUUAGUCGACGACACGGGUUUUGUAUUGAGCAGUGAUUGACGACUGACGUAAUCAAGAGGAACUCAUUUCUUAGCUUGUGGUAGAGUUUAGGUUACCGCGACCUUCUGGGUAGUGAACACACAUUUAGAAUGAUGUUAGAACCUUCUUUCUUUUUCUUUUUCUCAAUCACCAGUUUUAAAGACACCCCUUAUGAUUUGAGCUGUUUGGUCUGAAUGUAGCCAAAUUUUAAAAAAAUGUGCAUCAUGUCAACUAUAUACAGUAAAGAAUAUUUCAAUGCAUGUGACUUUAGAGAAUUUGUAUUAUGUAACAGGAUGUAAUGUCUCGAGGAAACAUUUUAUUUUUGUUUAGAAGCUGUAGAGGCUGUAGAGGCCUACAUGUAUCACUCACUUCUUAUGUAGCCCUGAACUGUAAACAUACAAUUACUCUGCUAUUGUUAGCGUGAAACUAAGCUGAUUUGCAUUUAUUAGGAUUUCUUACUUUCUUUUUUUUCCAGCCGUAGGAGCCGUGUUGUUGCUGAAUGUGUGGCUGUGAAUGUCAUCGCCGUCAUUACUUCUGCUCUUGUGAGCUGCCAUGUAUACAAGCCAUGAAGCAAUUAACUGGUUUUUGAUGUUUUGCAGAAAAAUAAAUUACAGCACUAAACAAAUGAA
This is a messenger RNA of Gasterosteus aculeatus aculeatus (three-spined stickleback), 2614 nucleotides long. The record is from RefSeq and is a predicted model, not a curated record. Lineage: Eukaryota; Metazoa; Chordata; Actinopteri; Perciformes; Gasterosteidae.